Messenger RNA from Dunckerocampus dactyliophorus (ringed pipefish), 10627 nucleotides. Its product is annotated as potassium voltage-gated channel subfamily D member 2-like. The transcript is spliced from 6 exons. Gene Ontology annotation, biological process: protein homooligomerization; potassium ion transmembrane transport. The coding region runs from base 375 to 2150 and encodes 591 amino acids. Gene Ontology annotation, cellular component: membrane; voltage-gated potassium channel complex. Lineage: Eukaryota; Metazoa; Chordata; Actinopteri; Syngnathiformes; Syngnathidae. The record is from RefSeq and is a predicted model, not a curated record. Gene Ontology annotation, molecular function: protein binding; A-type (transient outward) potassium channel activity.
GGGAGGGUGGUCUUGCAGUAGACGGAAAGGAACAGGACUUUAUUGAGGAGGAGCUGCAAUGGUAGGGGGAGAAAAAAAACCCAUCGCCUUGCGUUGCGGAUGGUUGCGAAGAGAAGGGGGGGAGCAAAAUAGCGCGCUGAAGCAAAUAGCCACUUUGUGCUGCUGAGAGGCUGCGGGCUGCUUUGUUUAACUUGUUGAUGCGACGUUAUUGUGCUGUUUUAUUUUGCUGUGUGUGUGGGUGUGUGUGCGCGUGUAUGUAUGUGUGUGCCUGCAGUACAGAUAGAUGGGAAGCGAUAUGGAAAGUAGUCUCCUGCGAGGAUUUGAUUAAACUCCCCGUAGAGGCAGUUUAAGGAGCAGCCUUCCCUAAGGUCAGCAUGGCAGCAGGUGUGGCGGCGUGGCUCCCGUUCGCCCGCGCGGCGGCCAUCGGGUGGAUGCCCGUGGCGAGCACGCCAAUGCCCGUCCCGCCGCAGGACAAACGCAAAGCACAGGACGGUCUCAUCAUCCUCAACGUGAGCGGCACCAAGUUCCAGACGUGGCGGACCACGCUGGAGCGCUACCCGGACACUCUGCUGGGCAGCACCGAGAAGGACUUCUUCUUCCACGAGGAGAGCAACGAGUACUUUUUCGAUCGUGACCCGGACAUCUUUCGGCACAUCCUCAAUUUCUACCGCACCGGGAAACUACACUACCCGCGCCAAGAGUGCAUCUCGGCCUACGACGAGGAGUUGGCCUUUUUCGGGAUCAUCCCAGAGAUUAUCGGGGACUGCUGCUACGAGGAGUACAAGGACAGGAGGCGCGAGAACGCCGAGCGCCUACAGGACGACGAGGAGAUGGACAUGACCAACGACGUCACGCCUGUCAACCUGACAGCUCGGGAGUACCUGUGGCGAGCGUUCGAGAACCCGCACACCAGUACCCUGGCGCUGGUCUUCUACUACGUCACCGGCUUCUUCAUUGCCAUCUCCGUCAUGGCCAACGUGGUGGAGACGGUGCCGUGCGGGACGCUGCCCAACAGGUCCAAGGAGGUCUCCUGCGGGGACCGCUACGCUCUGGCUUUCUUCUGCUUGGACACGGCGUGCGUCAUGAUCUUCACGGUCGAGUACCUCCUGCGUCUCAUCGCGGCACCAAGCAGGUACAAGUUCAUGAAAAGCGUCAUGAGCGUCAUCGACGUGGUGGCCAUCAUGCCUUACUACAUCGGCCUGGUCAUGACCGACAACGACCAGGUGAGCGGCGCCUUCGUCACGCUGCGCGUCUUCCGGGUCUUCAGGAUUUUCAAGUUCUCCCGGCACUCGGCGGGCCUGCGCAUCCUGGGCUACACGCUCAAGAGCUGCGCCUCCGAGCUGGGCUUCCUGCUCUUCUCACUCACCAUGGCCAUCAUCAUCUUUGCCACGGUCAUGUUCUAUGCGGAGAAGGGCUCCACUGCCAGCAAAUUCACCAGCAUUCCUGCAGCCUUUUGGUACACCAUCGUCACCAUGACAACGCUGGGGUAUGGCGACAUGGUCCCAAAAACCAUUGUGGGGAAGGUGUUCGGCUCCAUAUGUUCCUUGAGUGGAGUGCUGGUCAUCGCCUUGCCUGUGCCCGUCAUCGUGUCAAACUUCAGCCGCAUUUACCACCAAAGCCAGAGGGCGGAGAAGCGACGAGCCCAGAGGGCCUCCAAGGAGGCAGGACAAGCCCUGGUGGGGAAGUCCGCCAGCCCGCCGUUCGAGAGCCAGCAUCAUCAUCUGCUGCACUGCCUCGAGAAGACCACGAAUCACGAGUUUGUGGACGAGCAGACGUUCCAGGCUAACUGUAUGGAGAUCUCUGUGAUAAAAAAGUCCAGCUCCCGUGCUUCCUCGCUGUCCUCCUCGCCGCACGGCUUCAGCUCGUGCUGCUCUCGGCGCCACAGGAAGAAGAACAGCUUCAGCAUGCCGAGCACAAACAACCAGGAGCUGAGCACCAUACAGAUCCCAGAGAGGCCCAUGGCCAACAGUCGCUCCAGCCUGAACGCCAAACUGGAUGAGACGGUGCCAUUGAAAUGCGACAAAGCUUACAUCAGCCCCUCGAUGGUCAGCCUGUCCGCCCCGGUGGUGACCUCAUCAGACGGCGACGGCUCAUCCAGCACCGCCUCGGCGUACUCUCAGAGCAACAUUGUGCGAGUAUCUGCCUUGUAGACGCCUAGACACCCCCGAGGAGAGGUGGGGGGGCCACGCUGAGCAUGAACCUGCCAUAACCUGGAGGGAUUAUGACAUGAUUGAGAGUGUUCUUUUCUUCCUCCCAAGCAGUGAUCUCAUCUGAUGUCAAACUCUGCAUGGUUUUUUAAGAGGGGACAGUGGAGGCCUCCUCGGGGCGGGGGGGAGGAGAAGAUGGCGACCAGCACAUCUUGUUCCAUUAAGCACAGCACAGCGAGCAAGUGUCGGGAGGGAAUCAUUGUUGCCUAAACAUACUGAGAAACACUUUAUUUUUCAAUAUAGCUGUUGCAGUCAAAGGAGUGUUUCCUGUUUUUUUUCCUGGAUGGCCUGUUAUGACAAAGCACACACGUUCAUUCCUACCGACGCCAUUGUUGUUGUGAAUAUUCCGUCCGCUCUGCUUCAGCAUUAGAACACCCCGUUUGUUGAUAUGUUUUACAACCCCUCCUCCCCUGUCGCACUCUUGUAAAUUCACAAAACGUGCAUAUGGAAUGGACAGAACUGAACAUUCAUGACGUGGGCCACGAACUGCACUUGUUGACGAAUACGUGACGCAUCGUGACUUAUUUUUGUGAAAUGUGCAAGUAAGUGAAAGUCCUAAAAUGAAAAAAAAAAAAGCUUACAUGUUUGACAUGUAUGGUUCAACAUAAGAGAAGAUACGGUGGAACCUCCAAAGUCAAACACACUCUGUUAGGUUGUUUCAUCACAUAGAAAGUGAAUUAGUCCGUUCCAGGGUUAAGCUGUCACCAUCUUUAAACCUGUUUUACAGCGAAGUGAAAAAAUGAGAACUGGAGGAAAACAUGCUACACCUACGAUGUUGUUAGUUGUUAGUUUUCUGACAAAUACACCGCAUGGUGGCUCUGUUAUAAAAUUUCAAGGGACUGUCUUGAAAUUCCUCGCACUGCCCUACAAAACACCCACUGUAACUUUAGAGUGUUAAGCGACUCACCACAAAAUUAGGUACACCAUUUUAGGGCACUAAAAUUUGAGCAAGAGUUGCUCUUGAGCACUUAGCAACUAAUGGUCCAAAAGUCACUGACCAUUCGUCUAACAAUGAUAAAACUUUAAGGGUAUCUGUAUCACAUGUGUGCUAGCAUGCAUUCCAAAGAUUUUUGACCGCAAUCCGUAGGAAGCAAAUCACUGUAUAAUACAACAAAAAAACAUUAAAAAAAAAAACUCACCCUUUAAAAGGCAGCCGUCGGAGAACGAUGCUGUCAUUCACUGGCGUUUUAUAUGUACUGCUGGAAUUCAAUCAAAAAGUAUCCUGUCAAACAAAAAAAACAAGCAAAAGCAUACUUGUAGAUUCUGAAAUGUGGCAUAUGUACCACUCGAGGUAUGCAGGUUCCUUUUAGUGGUGCCUCGCUCCAUCGCGGUUCACCUUUUGCGGGCUCGCUGUUUCACAGAUUUUUUUGUACAGCGCAUGAAUUCUAUUACAUUUCGAGUCUGGCCCUUAAAGAAGAAUUGUAUUGUGGGAAGUUGAGUGUUGUACUUCUGUGCUUUAGCACCAGGAGGCGGUGUCUCUCUAUUCUCUCUCUUCUGUCUGCACCGCCCAUUAUGGUCUGCAUCCUGAUUGGCUGAUUGGCUGCAGACCAUUGUCAAUCAAUCUCCUCUGUGCCGUCUCCUGUAGGAUACAAAAACGCGACAGCCGAACGGCGCCAGGACAAUGAGGCAGAGGAGUGAAAUACGCGUGAGUCAAAAAAACAUUUGUGUCCAACCUACUCGGUUGAUCAUUAAAAUUCAAACAAAAUUUGAACUUUGUGAGUGUUUAAACAAAAGAGAAAUGUGAGAAAAUGUUUUUAAAAAAGUGUAUAGUGGGGGGUUUUACAGCCUUAAAACAUAUAUAAUCAUUGUAAAAAUAUAUAGUUGGCUACUUUGCGGAUUUCACUUAUUGCAGGCUAUUUUGGAAACCUAUCCCCCGCGAUAAACGAGGGAACACUGUACAUGACACAAAGAUCAGCAUGGUCACAACCUUUGUGUUUUUCUAUGAUUUAUUCCCUGAAUUCAAGAGUGUUUCUCAUCCUGAUUAUCAAAACACUAGCACGUUCUUCAACUCCAUUUUGGGUUAUUUUGCAGCCGUGAUCAAAAGAAAAGCAUAGACUUGAGGUGAGUUCCACGAUGUUACUUAACUGUUCCGUAAAGAUCAGGAGGGAUCAUUCCCUGCUCUCCUCUUAAUAAAAAAAAAGGCAAAAAUCAUCCCAAUUCCUGAUAUCUUUCAUUUUUGGCUUUCUGGAACAGAUUAAUUGGAUUUACAUUAUUUCUUAUGGGGAGAAUUGAUACGGAUAGCGUAUGUUUCGGUUAGACUCAGACCUUUUGGAACAGAAUAGUGAUGCUAAUCAAAGUUGCACUGUAUGAUGGAUGUUAUCAACAGUGUUCCCUUGUUUAUCGUGGGGGAUAGGUUCCCAAAAUAGCUCCAAUCCAUGAAGUAGCCAAGUAUAUUUUUUUACAGUUGUUAUAUACAGUAUGUUUUAAGGCUGUAAAACCCCUCACUAUACACGUUAUACACUUUUCUCAGACAGGCAUGAGCAUUUUUUCACAUUUCUCUCUUGUUUAAACACUCUCAAAGUUCUAAUUUUAUUUGAAUUUUAAUGAUCAACCUACUAAGAAACUUUUUCGUGAUUCAUGCCAAUUUCAUUCCUCUGAUCAUGCCUCUUCACCCUGGCGCCGUCAGGCUGUAGCGUUUUUGAAUUCUUGUUAAAACAUAUUACUCCUGUCGUUGCAUUUUCCUCACCCAGUUAGCUUCUGCAAGUUUUUUUUAAUGAUUACAGUAUUGGCGGUUAGCAGGCAGCUCACAAAGUUAGCUAGUUUGGUAGCCAUGACUACAACAGGAAGGAAGGAGAUUGAUUGGCAAUUGUCUACAGCCAAUCAGGAUGCAGAAGACAAUGGGCGGUGCAGACAGUAGGGAGCGAAUAGAGAGACACCGCUGCCUGUGCUAAAGCACAGAACUACAACACUCAACUUCCCACAAUGCAAUUCUUCUUAAAGGGCAAGGCUCAGCCUGUCACAGCGUGCGUACGCAAAUACAAAAAGCACUAAAAUUGCACAAAAAAAUCAGCAAAACAGCGAGUCCGCAAAAGGUGAAGUGCAAUGGAGCAAGGGAACGCUGUACAUGAAAUACAAAUACAAAUGGAUAACUAAAGAUUUGCUGACACUGAAUUUGAAUGUUAAAGGAAAACUGCAUUUUUUGGGGGGAUUUUACCCAUCAUCCACAAUCCUUAUGUGAGACAUGAACACAUCUUUCUCUUGCCUGUGCGUUCUAAAGAUAUAAAAACAGCUAAAAAGACGCAGCUAAGAAUGCACGUAAUGGGAAACACUUAUUCUGCCCUUAAAGUCUUCUGAAAAAAACUCCAAAAAGCUCCAACAACACUUCAUUUACAAAUGUGACGUGCAUAUUAACCAAGCUACAACGACAUUGUUAUUAUUAUUAUUAACAUUGCUGAUUGAACUAUGUUAUUACUAGCAUGUUGACACCUUGCCAAACCACACUGGCUAGCUACGAGCUGGCUAGCGACUAGCCUCACCACACACUCGCCCGCAGGAUGUCAGCGCCGCGCUCACAAUGUCCACAGGCCACUACCAAAAAGGUAACGCUACAUAUUGGAGCUGCCGCUACUGCUGCUGUCUUUUUGUUGUUGACUUUGGAAAAGUUAACGCUAAGUAAGUGUAGGCGUUGGUUUCUACGUUGCUAUGUGAAAUCAAUGCAUCCAGGAGGGAAGUUGCGGUAAUGCUUAAAAAAUAGUGUAAGUAUUCCAUGUUACCAUGAAUAUACCUGUUACUACAUGGUUACAGCAUGGAUAGAAAACCAUAAAACCUUGUUGGAGGUUUUUGGAGGUUUUAAUAGCAGUCUUUGUAGGCGGCAUGGGUGUGUCCCAUUACAUGCAGUAAUGAUCUGUCUUUUUAUCUGUAUGUACAUCAUUAGAAAGCACAGAAAUAAGAAAGACGUGUUCAUGUCUCACAAGGAUUGUGGAUGAUGGGCAAAAUUCCCCCAAAAUUGUAGUUUUCCUUUACUGUGUAACUUACCUCACCUGCGAGUUCAAGCUGCAUUUUCAAAGUUAAAUAGUGAUGGAUGCGGAGGUUGCAAAAACGAUGGUCCUUGCAUAGUAAAACAAAUGUUGAGGUGGUACGUCCUGUACAUCAGUGGUCCCCAACCUUUUUUUGACCCACAGACCGGCCUGACUACAAAUCGGGGGUCGUACAUUAUAGCAGUCUAAUUUAUCUUAUUCAUUAUGUAGAGAUGAUUACAUCGCUGUUUGACGUGUGUGGUAAAAGAAAGUGCGCUAGCAUGAAUUAACUUGAGACAAAUGUGCACAUUAGCACUCAAUAAGUCAUCAAAACUUACCUUUAUGCAUUCCCACAUAGUAUCAGCAUUUGACACCAAAUAUGAGGUGAAAGAAAAAUGGUAAAAAUACAGUAGUAGUCUAUCUGUGCGGCAUGAGAUAAAGUUAGCACACGCACAAUGGACAAGCGUCAAGUGAGACGGAUGUAACAGAGAGAAUCCGGCCACUUUUCAAAAUAAAACAUCAUGGAAAUUAUUUUUUUUCUUUCUGUGCAGCCCGGUACCAAAUGAGCCACGGCCCGGGGGUUGGGGAUCACUGCUGUUAAAGGCUUGACAACCAUUGCUUUUGGCGGGUUUUUUUCCAUAAAAUUGUGGUUUAACUCCAAAUUUGCUACGUUUGAAUGGUUGGACUUUGGAGGUUCCGCUGUACGUACCUGUAUGCCAUAAGGUAGAAUAUUAAGUGAAUGUUCUAAGCAACCUUUAAUAGUAAUAAUAUAAUGUGGUUACAUUGUAUUGACCUGGACAGAGUUCUAAAAGGCCACACUUCUAAAAGAUUGAUCUCACCGUUUAAGGCCACAUUUUGUACAUUUUUUCAUACUGUAAAUAUCUCCCCAAAACUGACUGAUUGAGCGCAUUUUGAAGUGGGAUCCUCUUAUUUCUAGAUUUAGUUUGACAGUUUAUCGUUCGGAAUUCUAUUUCUGUCUGUUUACUGGUUGAAUUAAGGAUUUGCAUGCUGUCAUUGCAAAAAAAAAUUCUGUUCUAUUAAAGUUUGUCUCUGCUUCCUGUCGGCGGCUUGUCUGUAAAAGGAGAUGUGCGUGCGUGUGUGUGUGUGUGUGUGUGCGUGUGUGUGCGUGUGUGUGUGUUCUGAUGUAAAAUUCUGCAAAUCUUGUCCUGGAGUAAAUAUACUAAAAGGAAGUGAGGCGAGAAUGACACAUUUGGCUAGAAUAAAUACUGUAGCUCUACUGAAACAUCCAUGAAAUGACCCGUGUCUUUUUUUCUUUCUUGUUCUUAACCAGACAGCUUGCGUAAGGCUUAUGAGACAAUGUACACAAGAGAUUCUAAUAAAUAGGUUCUGCUGCAGGACAAGUUUGGACCUGGGCAUCCCAGCAGGUGGUCCUGGCUGCAGAGUCUGCAGGGAUUUCAUCUCCUGCAGAGUUGCAUUGUGAUGUUUUCCCCUCACAAUAGAACACCUCCGCUCCCUCUCUGCAGUCUAGCAACACAGCAGCAUCAUAUUAAAUCACAUUAAACAGCCUCCCACUCACAAAGCCAUGGGGCUAAUUGAGCCUGUAUUUGACGGACGGCGAGGACAAACGUGGCGUGUCAACGGCAGACUAGCGUGGAUCUGAGCUUGUUUUUGAGGCGAUAAAACUCUGUGCUGAACUGAGGGUUGACUGCGGCGUAUGUUAUUGGGUUGCUGAGUGACGUGAUGCAUGCGAUGGACACUGACAGGAGCUCCACUUCCUGCACUGUUGCAUCCUGGAGGAAGGAAAGGAGGGCAUAAAAGUGUUACGGCUCUUUAGUUGAGCUUACACUCAUUUCAGCUGAAACAUUUGCAUUAUUCAUGUGUUGCUGCUUUUUCUAAAGGGGCAGCAUGUGAACAGAGAAGAGGCCGAAGUGCAAUAUGUUUGUUUUUGCUUAAACAUAUGUUCUUAUAUUUGUAGGUACACAUGAACAAUAUAAUGAUAUAUGGACACACAUCUGGAUGAUGAAUGGAUGGAUGGAUGGUUUAAAUGGAUGAUGGACAGAAACAAAAAUGGGUGGGUGGAUGGAUGAACACAGAAGGAUGGAUGAAUGGGCGCGUGAUGGAUGAAUAGAGGGACAAUGGAAAGAUGAUGGAUGAUGGACAGAAGAGUGGCUGGAUAAACAGAUGGAUGUGCUAACAAAAAUGGAUCGAAAGAUAGAUGCAUGGACGGACGGAUGGAUGGAGGAACAAACAGAUGGAUGGAUGGAUGGAUGGAUGGCCAGUUGGAUGGAUGGAUAGAUAGAUGUGUUGAUGGGUGGAAUGAAAGAUGGAUGGAUGCAUGGUUAAGUGGAUGGUGGACAGAAUAGAAGAAUAGAUGGAUGGACAAACAUAGAGGGACCAGUGGGUGGAUGGGUGAUGGAUGGAUAAUGGAUAGAAAGAUAGAUGAUGGGUGUUCAAACAAAUGCAGACAGACAGACAGAUAGAUGGAUGAUGGACACAGAAAUGGAUGGAUAUAUGCAUGAUGAACAGGAAAAAAGAUAGAUGGACAGACAAGUAUUGGACAGAAGGAUGGAUUGAUUGAUAAAUGGAUGCUGGACAGAAGGAUGGAUAGAUGGAUCUAUGGAUGGAUGCAUGGUAAAAUGUACAGACGGAUGGGUGGAGGAAUGAACAGAUGGAUGGAUAGGUGGAUGAUGGAUAGACCGAUAAAUAAAUGUGAGCAGAAAAUGGAUGAAUGGAUGGAUGGACAUAGAGGGGCCAAUGGAUGGUUGAUGGGCAGGUGGAUGAUGGAUGGACAUACGGGACAGAAAAAUAGAUGCAUGGAAGGGAGCAUGAUGGAAAGAUGGAUGUACAAACAAAUGCACUAAGAGCUGAAUGGAUGGGCAGAUGGAUGGAUGGAUGUACAGAAUGUAUGAUGGACAGAAUGAAAGACAAAUAGACAGCUGCCCAUAUGAACAGAAGGAUGGGUUAAUGGAUAAAGGGACAGAUGGAUAGAUUGAUGGACAGAUGGAUUAAUAAAUGAAUGAUGGAAGACAGAAGGAUGUAUGGAUGACUGGGUGGACGGAUAAAUAGAUACAGUAGAUGGACGAGCAUGUUGACAGAUUGGCAAAAGGAUGGAUGGACGCAUGUAUAUGUAGACGGAUGGCUGGAUAAACAGAUGAUGGAAGGACAGACAGAUGGAUGGAUGAGUAGAAGGAUAGUUGUAUAGAUGGAUGGAUGACUGGACACACGUAUUACAGCUGGAUGAUGGACAGAUGGUGGGACAAAAGGAUAGAACAAAAAACAAAAAGCAUGUUGCGCACACACACACACACACACACACACACACACACACACGUAGUGUACCUGUGUGUUGUAGUUGUUGUGAACAAUAAAGUUGAUGAGGAUGGUUGUGAUUAAAGGCAGCCAGAACAAGAGGAAGGUCAGGAUGAUGUAACCUGCUCGUUUAGCCAUCUUGCUUUCCUUCCUCUUGUUGGCUCUCUCCUUGUUGGCCUUGGAUGGCAUCAUGCAAACGGCUCCUUCUAUUCUGGCUGCUUCUGGGCUGUUGUUUGAGUCCGUAGGUGGCAGGGAGGCUUGCUCCACUGCGACCAGUGAUUCGCCACAGACGACAUUGCUGCCCUCAAUCAGGCCGAGAGGAGCUUUGGAUGGAGGAGCUUUGGGCGAAUGCAGCGAGGUGCAGACAUGAAGGCUUGUUGCUUUCACUUCCCAAGGUACUCUGUCAACUGUCAUCCUCUGGCAGGAUUGCUUCUCAGAGCCGCAAUUGCCUGGCAGCUUAUUGGGCUUAGUGAUUGAGCUCUUAACACUGGCCGCCACGUCUCCAUUAGAUGGUUCUGCUCCUGCAGCCUCCACAACACCCAGCUUUAAGCCCUGGGCUUUAACAGCUUUUUGAGGCAGCGGCACCUGGGGAGGAUGAGGUUCUGCUCCUGACUCUGCGGCUUUUAACCCUCCCUUGUUUCCCCGCCUGAUUGAGACAUGCAUUGGAGCGUUUGUUGGCGUGGAAUUUGGCUUGUUUUGGUGCUGGCUUGGCUCUCCAUGUCCUCUCUCCUCAUUAUUCACAACAGGGAAGACGCCUUUGUCAAAUAUUUUACGAUUGUGUGCCCUAACCAGGGCAAAGAUGCGAGCGUAGAACCCGAUGAUGACGCCAAAGCAAGCCGCCCACAGUGGGAACAAAAUGUAAAUCCCAAAGGUGUCGUAAGAAGACGCUUCUCCCUGUGCUGACCCUUUGCACCUCGCAUGCACAGGUGAGUCCUUCACGAAGAUCAAACAAAUGGCAGCCACCAGCGUGGCUAGAGUCCACAUGAGGAGGAUCAAGAACACUAUCCGUUUCUUUCUCUCAGCGGUUUUAAAGGGUUGAGCAAUUGCCUGAUACCUCUCGGCACUGAUGCAAGCCAGUGUCAAGAGCUGGACGCAGCAGCAGAAGGAGAAGGAGGCCACCUGGGCAUCACAGAUCAACCGGUGAGUGCCGCCUCGCCCGUGAGUGUGCAGCACUAUGGUCAAGAGCACGGGACA